This is a messenger RNA of Lates calcarifer (barramundi perch), 4399 nucleotides long. RefSeq names its product interleukin-1 receptor accessory protein. The coding region runs from base 499 to 2367 and encodes 622 amino acids. The record is from RefSeq and is a predicted model, not a curated record. The transcript is spliced from 12 exons. NCBI's taxonomy places the organism in Eukaryota, Metazoa, Chordata, Actinopteri, Centropomidae. Gene Ontology annotation, biological process: signal transduction.
AACACACACACACCCACACACACACAGAGAGGCACGCGCCGCUCUAACUUUCUCUGAUCCAGAAUCAGAGUCUGAGUCUGAUCCGGUUCCUCUGAGUCCAGCUGUGAACAUCUGACUCGGAUCCGGUAAACUCCAACACGUGACUUAAUUACUUCACUAACACGUCACGGGAUCAUUAAUUAGUCGAACUGGCUCCUCGCGCCGCCGCUCAGCUGGUAGACCCCGCCCCCUCCCCCCGGUGCCGGUGCUCCGCCGUUAGUCCUGGAGAUUUACAGCCGUGAUCGAGCUCUGACGCGGGGCCGUUAAUCAUCAGAGGUCCCGGUGCUGCGGUGUGUGUGUGGUGUGUGUGUGUGAGUCAGCAGCGGGACUCGGACACACACAGUAAACACACACAGACCCGCCCCCCGCCCAGCUCCGCUCCGCCCGUCAGCUCUAAGAACCCGGACCGGUUCAUCCCGACCGGACAGACCCGGAGGACACCGCUCCGACCUGCUGCCAAUGGCGUCCGUCACCUCCACCCUCCUCUUCAUCGUGGCGGUCGGGAUUUCACCAGCUGUCAGUCAGACCAGUUACCUGCCAGAGCCGGUGUGUUAUGACUGGGGGGAGUCUGGGGAGGCCGUCUCGGUCAUAGAGGGGGAGGCCGGCUGGCUCUCCUGCCUUCUCUUCUCUCAUCCCUCCGUCUACAACUACACCUCCACCCAGAGCGCCGGACACAACCUGGUGUGGUACCGGCUCACCGAGGGUCAGGACCUGGAGCAGCCGAUCACCUACAGCUCACGGCUCAGUAAAGACAGAGAGAGACUGUGGCUGCAGCCGGCCACCGCCGAGGACGCCGGACACUACAUCUGCAUGUUACGCAACAAGUCGUCCUGCAGUAAGAUCGGCAUGCACAUGAGGGUGCUGCGGCGCGACGAGGUCCCGCGUCCAACGGUCCUGCGGCGCGACAACGACAACUGUCCGCCUCCUGUUGUCGCGGAAACCAGUCAUGUGGUCAUCCCACUGCAGGAGGGGAAGACCCUGGACUGUCCAGACCUGCAGGACGCCAUCAAGAUGUCCAACGGCAACCUGACGGUCACCUGGUACCACGUGACGGUCGACGGAUCAAGGUGUUACCAGUUCCCGUUCUGGAACAAAGACCGGACCCAGAGAGGACCCAGUCUCCACUUCUAUGUGAUGAUGGAUCUGUACCAGGGUUUAUAUUACUGCACAGUCAGCUACCUGAGGAGAGGCAAACCAGUCAGCUUCAGCAGGACCAUCAACGUCACCGCAGUCUAUCCGACUAGGUUGCCCAAAGCACCCAGCAUCCAACAUCCACAUGAACACCAGCUCUUCACUGUCAAACAAGGUACAGAGGUGAGGCUCAGGUGCACAGCUCUGUUCCCGUACCUGAACUCAUCGUGGGAGAUCUGGUGGACGGUGGACGGGAAGACGCUGGAUAAACUCGCCGACCCUCGAUUCAAGAAAAUCAGCAGGCUGGUAAAGUACGACUACGGCGACCGGACGGAGGAGAGCGUGCUGGUGAUCCAGGACUUCCAGUCUGAGGACCUGAACAGGGAGUAUAACUGCUCCGUGAGGAACGACCAGGGCAACGCCACCCGCAGAGCCCAGCUGCAGGAGGAGGUGUCGCUGCCGUCGGUGGAGCUGGGUUGUGGUCUGGGUGUGACCCUGGUCCUGAUGCUGCUCCUCUUCGUCGUCUAUCACGUCUUCUGGUUGGAGCUGCUGCUGCUCUACCGCUCCUGGUUCGGCACUGACGAGCGGUACACAGAUGAUAAGGAGUAUGACGUGUACAUCUCGUAUGCGAGGAACAGUGAGGAGGAGCAGUUUGUUCUGUCGACUCUUCGCAGCGUCCUGGAGAACGAGCUCGGAUACUCAGUGUGUAUCUUUGACAGAGACAGUCUGCCAGGAGGGACCAUCACUGAUGAGACUCUGAGUUUUGUGGCUCGUAGUCGGCGCCUCUUGGUGGUCGUUAGCCCCGGCUACGCCUCUCAGGGCUCCCAGGCGUUGCUGGAGCUGAAGGCCGGCAUCGACAACAUGGCGCUGGACGGACACCUGCGGGUGAUCCUGGUCCAGUACAAACCGGUCCAGAGGAAAGGCUGGGUCAGGGAGCUGAGGAGAGCCCGGGUGGCUCUGGCUCUGGUUCGAUGGCAGGGGGACAAGUCUAAAGAGCUGACGUCCCGGUUCUGGAAGAGGCUGAGGGUGGAGUUACCUGUGAGGAGGGUUAGCAGCAGGGAGGAGGAGGAGGAGGAGGAGAGCAGUAAGGGGGUGCCUCUGAUGAGGCUGCAGAGUCAGAACAGCACAAACUCCCAGACAGGACUCAUCACCAACACCAUCAAAGACCCUCAGAGAGUCCUCAACUCUGCAGCGUAGCUGUGACGGAGGUUAGCACGGCGGACAUUUCAUUCAGAGCAGCUACACCCUGAAACAUGUGUCUGCUGUCUCCAUAGAACUGUACAGACAUGUUAACAGAGUUCUUCUGUCGCUAUAUAUCUACAGACAGGUCCUGGUUUUCUUCACUUACUUCAGUGCCCUCAGAAUUUUCUACAAAUACAUUUUCUACAAAAUACUUUUACAAAGUAUACAGCCAAGCACACAAGCCCAGCAUCAGCAUGCUAACAAGCUCCCAGUGCUAAUGCUAGCAUAUUGAUGUUUAGCAGGUUUAAUAUUCACAAUCUUUGUUUAGCAUGUAGCAUGCUAAUAUUUGUUAAUUGGCAAUGAACACUACGUACAGCCGAGGCUGAUGGGAAUGUUGUUUGUUUUGUGUAACAAAUUUACAUUUUGACCUAAUGAUGGCGCCAGAUAGAGAUCAGAGGACAAAAGAUUCAUCCUCCAGGAACAAUGAAUGUUUGUAUGAAAUUAUACAGGAAUUAAUUUUAACUUUAGUAUACAGCUGCUGUUCCGCCUCAAACCUGUUGUUAGCAAGCAAGCUAACUUUAGCUGAGGUUACUAGCAGUUAUAGCUGCAGCAGCUGAAAACAUUAUCUCAUUAGCUAAUAUGACAGCAAACAUCUUGAUUUAACUUUACCAGUAGCUAAGUUAUGGGUCAUGAAUCGUCAUUGUUUGGAAAGCAGGAAUAAGGUCAGGACAUUUCAUAAGAAUCCAGUCCAGCACGGAUGAAGACAAUGAAAAUAAACACAGAGUGGGAAUAAAACCUAAGCUAACCCGUCAGCAGCUCCAGAGAGCAAAGGCACAAAUUAAACAGUAGAAAACUCAUGGUGCUUCUCAGAUGAAUGCUAUUUACUCGUCGUCCUCUCAUUAUCAGGAUCAUGGUCAUAAAUCAUCUGCACACUAUCCUUUCAUCACCAUGUCAUGUGUCUGAUUACAGAGCUUUAUGUUCCUGACUGCAGUGUUUUCAUGAAUUGGCUAAACUGGUACUGUGUGUGUUUGUUGUGAAGUCUGGAGUUUUGGGUUUACCUCGAGGUUUUUGUGCAGAGAAGGUGGAAACAACCAACCACAGCAGCCGAGAGGCAAAGACACCAGUCAGCCAAAACAAACAGAUGUAUAAUAAUUUAUAUAACUGAUCUCAGACUCAGCUUCACAGCCUCAAGCUAUCAGCAGCAUAGAAUCUGGGUUGUGUCCAUACAUCUUUUGAUAAAAGAGUUUGAUAAUAGGAUGUUUUGACCUGUUGGUGGCACUAAAGGAAAAGUCAGUGGAGGAUCCAUCCUCAGGAGAACACAAAUGUCUGACCCAAAUUUCAUCCCAAUUCCUCCAAUAGUGGUCAAAUAUUUCACUCUGGAGAAGCAGUUAAAUGUCUCCUGUUUAGCUAAAUUUGUUUUGACUUUUAAAGAGAGUCUUAAAGGAAUCAUUUGUCAAAAUGUUCCAAAAUUAAAUUAAUUAAAAUGUUGAAACUCGUAACUUCUUGUAGGGAGAAUACAGUCAGACUUUUCUCAGAGCACCAUCUAGUGGCCAUUGGAGGAACUGCAUCAUAAUACACUUAAACAAUCAGCUGUGGUGGCUGCUGAACUUUAGUUAGAUUUUAUUUUUUUCCUCUGGAAGCUAACACAGAAAUAAAGUUGGGUGUCAUCUGCGUAGAGGGAGAUUUACAAUAACAGACUUUAAAAUGUUACAGAGGAAUCACAGACUGAUGGAGGACGGAGCCACUGCAACUCUCAAAUACUAGUAAGAGGAAAAUGUAUAACUUUUCUGAUCAUUACUUUAAAAUGUUGCUUUGCACUUUCUUUGUUUUUUGGCACUGUUUUCACUUUUAUACAUUCAACACAUCAACAAUAGAUCAACAGUAAUCAAGGUAUAUCUUUGAAAAUAUGGAAUAUGCUGUUUAUCUUCAACACUUUUUAAAACCGUAUCUUAAUGGGAGAAUGCAUCCUGCACUUUGGGAUGCAGUUUACAGUUUUGCAUCUGUUUUGUCUCUUUGUUUGUUUUAAUAAAUGAUUUAUUUCCUCUAA